Messenger RNA from Cataglyphis hispanica, 1957 nucleotides. RefSeq names its product enoyl-CoA hydratase domain-containing protein 3, mitochondrial. The record is from RefSeq and is a predicted model, not a curated record. The transcript is spliced from 5 exons. The coding region runs from base 376 to 1074 and encodes 232 amino acids. NCBI's taxonomy places the organism in Eukaryota, Metazoa, Arthropoda, Insecta, Hymenoptera, Formicidae. Gene Ontology annotation, molecular function: hydro-lyase activity. Gene Ontology annotation, cellular component: mitochondrion.
GCGCCAAGGUAGUUUCCUGUAAUAUUUUUUGUAACUGUGCGCCGGUGACCGCGGUCACGCCGUUUACCCUAUAAUUAGAAUAGACGGGAUCCGUGGAAAGAGCGCGCCGGAAACGGACGACGACGAUGACGGAAAAAGUCGCGGAGUAAGCGGGACCGAGGAUCUCUCGCCGUGUUGUCGUUCACUCGUCGUAAAUAUACACGCGACGAUGCACACUCGGACUUACUUACCCUCAGCUUCAGCCAUGUUAGUCGUUAAGGGAAACACUGGUCGUUAUGGGAACGCGUACCAUGCGUCAUCGAACUCUUCUCCAAGUUUGAAAUCAGAACCAUCCGUUUGAACGACCCUGCCACGCGUAACUCUCUAUCGUUAGAAAUGCUAAAGAUUCUGUUGAAAGAGAUCAAAAGAGACGAGAACAACAAGCAUCUUCGAUCGAUUCUAUUGAUGUCUGACUCUGGAAAAGUGUUUUCCGCUGGACACAAUCUGAAGGAAUUGGCAGCUACCAACGCUAAAUUCCAUAAAGACGUAUUCGAGACCUGUGCAGAACUGAUGAGGGCCAUUAGUCAAAGCCCAGUGCCGGUGAUUGCGGCGGUGGACGGUCUGGCUGCUGCAGCUGGCUGUCAGUUGGUCGCGGCAUGUGACAUUGCGGUGUGCACGGAAAGAAGUUCCUUUUCCACUCCAGGGGCAAAUCUCGGAAUAUUUUGUUCGACUCCAGGUAUACCGCUGGUACGCAACAUGCCAAGGAAGAGCGCGAUGUACAUGCUCUUUACGGGACUCCCUAUUUCCGGCAGAGAAGCUUAUGAGUGCGGUCUCGUUAGCAAAGUCGUGCCGAAUGACAAGCUUGACGAGGAAGUCCGCCGAAUUAUAGAUGCUAUCAAUGCGAAGAGUCGCUCGGUCAUACACCUUGGUAAAACAUUCUUAUACAAGCAAAUGGAUCUCGAUAUAUCGACGGCGUAUUUUUUGGGCACUGAAAAAAUGGUGAACAAUCUAAAAAUGAAAGAUGCGCAAGAAGGAAUACGAAGUUUUUUAGAAAAGAGGAAACCGGACUGGUCACACGAUUAUGAGAAGAAUUAAUUGCGUCAAUGCGCGACUUUAUUGUUUCUAUAUUUUUCUCUCAUCAAAAACAGAUUAUGAACUAUUGUAUUUAAUAUAAAAUCUCUUUAUAUAUGAAAUUUUUUAUGAUUGAUAUUAGCUAUGUAAUUUUUUAUGUAUAAUAUAAUUUUAAUAUCAAUGUAUAUUUUUUGAAAGAAAUAUGUUUCGCGUAUGUACAUCCUUUUGAAUCAAUAAUUCUUAACUGGUUUAUUAAUCACAUAGAAUAUAGGCCUAGAUAUGAUAAUUAAUAUAAAUACAAACCAAAAUUAAUUUUUGACAAAAGUAAUUGUCAAAUUAUUCAUUAAAAGAUUAUUUAAAGAUUUUUAUUUUAUGAUAAUGCUAAAAUCUCAUUAUUUAAAAUCUAAAUAUUUGAUUAUUGCACAAUUUUUUGAAGAAAAUGUUGAUUUUUGAAAGAAUUUGAGAUCCUGAACCUGAAUCUACAAAUAAUAUUAUUAAUAAUAUUUUUAAUUAUAUUUAUUGAUUAUUAUUAUUGUUUGUAUAGUUUUAAAAUAACUAACAAUGAGUUUCAUGAGAUCAGAUUAAAUAUUAUGUAAUAUAAUUAAAACAAAUAAAAUCAUUGUCACAUGCAAGAAUUUUGAUUUCGCAAUUUCAGAAAACAAUAUAUCUCGUGAGAUAACUUCACAGGAGAAAAAUAAACAUACAAUGAAUCAUAUAGAUGAGCUAGAUACACAAUACAAUUAUCAAAUGUAGCAUAUGUACUUACAAUGUUGAUCGGAAGAGAAAUUAACUGAGAAUAAUAUAAAACUUCAAUUUAAUUUUAAUCAAAAAUAAAUUUGUACUUUUGUCAUAGAAAAGAGAAGAAAAAGAGAGAUUAAUUGAAGAAAUAUUAGUUCAUUUUUUAAAG